Aspergillus steynii IBT 23096 is the source of this 1306-nucleotide messenger RNA. Its product is annotated as DNA-directed RNA polymerase I subunit RPA34. The record is from RefSeq and is a predicted model, not a curated record. The coding region runs from base 225 to 1172 and encodes 315 amino acids. NCBI's taxonomy places the organism in Eukaryota, Fungi, Ascomycota, Eurotiomycetes, Eurotiales, Aspergillaceae. The transcript is spliced from 2 exons. Gene Ontology annotation, biological process: transcription by RNA polymerase I.
GCCGGUUGGAAUCGCUCAACUCCCAGGAAUCAUAUUGACUCUCAAUUAAUUAUCCCCAAUCGCGCAGUCGAGCUUUUGGAUUGGUUUGUUUUAUUACGCUGGUCACCCUCUCAUCAAGCAAAUUCGUUGCUUGGCGCUCCCCAUCGCAAGCCCGCCGAACUUUUUUCUUCCCUCGAACUCCGAGCGUCGACAAAAGCGCUCCUCCAAAAAGACCCGCAAACAUAAUGGCUCCCAAGUCAGCCUCGUCCUCUUCGUCGGAGAGUGAGAGCAGAUCCUCUUCUCCCGAAGUGACCAAGAAGACCACGCAAGCGUCGAGUUCGGAAUCGGAGGAAGACUCGUCAAGCGGCUCCAGCGAAGGCGAGAGCGAUAAUGAAAGCGCCGCUUCUUCCAAGGAAGAAUCAGACAACGAGUCUGAAGAAUCAUCUGAUGAGUCGUCCAAAGUGAAGACCAUCGCCGCGCAGCCCUUCAAGGCCCCCUCCGGUUUCCGAUCCGUGAAGAAACAAUCGCCUCCUUCCUCCAGCACCGCCUCCGCCUUGUCCGAUCUCCGCGGGAAGCAAAUCUUCCACGUCUCCGCCCCGGCCUUCCUCCCUCUCUCGAAAGUCAAGGAGAUCUCGUUGGCCAAGGUCCUGCAGGGCGAGCCGGUUAUGAAGCACGAAGGCGUGGCGUAUGGCAUCCCGGCUGAAAGCAUGAGCAACGGCGAUGUGGCUGGGCAAACGCUCCUCACUUAUGACCCCAAGACCCAGACGUAUACAUCUACGACAGCGGACAAUAUCCAGAGCUACCAUGUGCAGGAGCUGGCCCAGCUCCCGGAGCGAUCUGAGACGGAAGGAAAAGUACGGGCGGCGGCACAGGAGCAGGUGGUUCCUCCGAGGAAACAGCCCAAGCACUUGAAGAUGCGGUUCCGUCCCGUGGGAAGCCGCAAUGCGCCCGCGGAGACGAUCGGGUCGAGCUCGGAAGAGUCAGAGGGAGAGGCGCCUACGUUCAAGGUCCCCAAGGGUGCCAAGGUCGACAAGGAGGAGAGAAAGCGGAAACAACACCCUACCGAGGGCGAGGGGAACACGGCCAGCGGCGAGCCUCGGAAGAAGUCCAAGAAGCACGAGGACGGGGAGAAAAAGAAAUCCAGCAAGAGCAAGGAGGAGAAGAAGCGGAAGAAGUCCGGAACGACCGCAUGAGACGAGUCUGAAAUUUUGUUGGACGUUUGACACUGGGUGGAUACACAUUUCUUUUGCAUCAGGGCGCAUGAUACCUGGAUGAGCUUGUAUAUAGGUGGACCACUAAAAAUUGUGAGAUUAAGAGUUUGCUUAUG